This is a messenger RNA of Miscanthus lutarioriparius, 1497 nucleotides long. The record is from the annotation of a GenBank genome assembly. Lineage: Eukaryota; Viridiplantae; Streptophyta; Magnoliopsida; Poales; Poaceae.
AUGCGGUGGAAGCUUAACUCCUCUGUCUACAAGCGCGUGCCAUCCAGGGAAACCGCCAUGGAACCCGACGUCGAGACGCCAAGUUCGUACCCCGCUCGGUUUCCCCCCGUUCCUCUUACCACUGUGAGAAUGACGGACAGCGGCGGCGGCGCGGGGCCGUCGUGGCGCAUGUCCUUGCCGCAUGUCUGUGUCGCCACGCUCACCUCGUUCCUCUUUGGAUACCACUCCGGGGUGGUGAACGAGCCCUUGGAGAGCAUCUCCACUGACCUUGGCUUCACCGGCAACACGCUUGCUGAAGGGCUCGUGGUGAGUAUCUGCUUGGGAGGAGCUUUUGUUGGGUGCCUCUUCAGCGGCUCCAUCGCCGACGGGAUUGGGCGACGCCGUGCGUUCCAGCUCAGUGCACUGCCUAUGAUCAUUGGUGCUGCCAUAAGCGCUCUCACCAAUAGUUUGGAGGGUAUGCUCCUCGGAAGAUUUUUGGUAGGAACAGGGAUGGGAUUGGGUCCACCAGUUGCUUCACUUUAUAUAACGGAGGUUUCUCCUCCUACAGUGAGGGGUACAUAUGGUAGCUUUGUUCAGAUUGCAACCUGCCUUGGAAUUAUAGUAUCACUCCUAAUUGGUACACCUGUCAAAGAUAUCGAUGGAUGGUGGAGAGUGUGUUUCUGGGUUGCCACUAUCCCAGCGACUUUACAAGCUCUUGGUAUGGAGUUUUGUGCUGAGAGCCCCCAGUGGCUCUAUAAGUGUGGAAGAAUAAGUGAAGCAGAGAUGCAAUUUGAAAAGCUUCUAGGCCCCCUUCAUGUAAAAUCUGCCAUGGCAGAACUUUCUAGAUCUGAAAGAGGAGAUGAUGGAGAAAGUGUGAAGUACUCAGAGUUGUUCUAUGGUCGCCACUUUAAUGUUGUUUUUAUUGGCACAACGCUCUUUGCUUUACAACAGUUAUCUGGCAUAAAUUCUGUGUUCUAUUUCUCAUCAACUGUGUUCAGAAGUGUGGGGGUGCCCUCUAACCUUGCCAACAUAUGCAUGGGGAUUUCAAAUCUAUCAGGCUCAAUUGUAGCAAUGCUUCUAAUGGACAAGCUAGGUAGAAAAGUGCUUCUUUCAGGGAGUUUCCUUGGGAUGGCUUUUGCAAUGGUGCUUCAGGCUGUUGGAGCAAACCGUCAGUAUCUUGGUUCUACAAGUGUAUAUCUUUCAGUUGGUGGCAUUCUGUUGUUUGUCUUGUCAUUUUCACUAGGAGCAGGCCCAGUCCCAGGACUUCUUUUGCCUGAGAUUUUCCCCAAUAAAAUCCGGGCUAAGGCUAUGGCUCUCUGCAUGUCUGUACAUUGGAUUGUGAACUUCUUUGUUAGUUUGCUGUUCUUGCGUCUUCUGGAGCAACUUGGUCCACAGCUUCUCUACACAAUAUUUUCGUCAGUCUGCGUGGUAGCCUCAAUAUUUGUGCGGCGCCAUGUGGUAGAAACAAAGGGAAAGACUUUACAAGAGAUAGAAGUUUCACUCCUGCAACCACAAUAA